UAGAAAAACCGGAAAAGUGUUUAACCGACUCGAAAAAGUGUUAAAAACCCAAUUCACAUGACACGCCUGCGAUUGCCCCCCCCUUAAAACCCUAAAAAUCAAAAUCGCUCCACCGAGAGAGACGAUGGAUCACAUAGCAGCAGCGGAGGAGCAAAUUGUAACGGAAAGGAUUAAAAGAAAAUUCGAAGAAGUUAACGCAGCUGCUCAGUCGCAACUCUCUCCUAUUCAAGAUCACAUCAAUUUCACCCUUCAGCAAGCAUAUUUCAAAUGUGCGUACGAGUGCUUUGACAGAAGUCGGAAGCAAGAGGAGAUAGCCAACUGUGUUGAGCGCUGCAGUCUUCCAGUUGUCAAUGCUCAACAGCAUUUCGAAGGCGAAAUGGCUCAGUUUCAGGAAAGGAUGAACAGAUCUCUCAUGGUCUGUCAAGACAAAUUUGAGGCUGCAAAGCUCCAUCAGAACAGAGUUGAUGCCGUCAAAGCUAUGGAGGGUUGUGUGAACAGAUCCACUCAGGAUAAUCUCGAUACAUUGCCUCAUAUUGUGCAGAGAAUGAAGACGUCAUUCUCCAUUGCCGACUAAUAAUCCUCUGUUGGGGAAAAGGGGCAUCUUUACUUUUUGUCUCUUGCUAAUCCUAGUUAUGUCUUUUCAUUAUCACUCAAUAGAUAAACACAAUGGGUGGUAGGAGUAGGGUAUGGUUAAAUAUAUCAGACUAAAUGCUAAACAGUUUGUUUUUUACUUUAUAUAUAAACUAGGUUUUGAACCCCA
Messenger RNA from Camelina sativa (false flax), 760 nucleotides. RefSeq lists its product as uncharacterized. Gene Ontology annotation, cellular component: cytoplasm. NCBI's taxonomy places the organism in Eukaryota, Viridiplantae, Streptophyta, Magnoliopsida, Brassicales, Brassicaceae. The record is from RefSeq and is a predicted model, not a curated record.